AUGCGUUCUGCGAAUGUUCCUAUCAAAACACCCGUCCCAUCACCUUCGACGAAACCCGAGCAUAUGCGGGAUAUUUCGAUCACUCCAUCAAAGUUAUUCGCACCACCGAUAUUUGCUGCAUCUGUGAAGUCGAACACGGAGAAAACGACAGCGAAAUUUUACGCUCGCAUAUCACUGCCAUACUGCGAACUAUGGAAACAGUUGGAGAUAAACAUCUCGACGAUAAAGCAAUUUUUUAUACGAAAAAAGCUGGUGUAUCUUGAUACCCUCAUGUUUCUGGCAUAUCUGGAUCCUGCGGGCCCAGAUCAGAAGUACGAAGAGAGUCCAUUGCCUGUGUGGGAAAAGAAAGAUGGGUCUCCCAGUGAAUAUAUCCAGCUUGACGCAAAGAUACAGUGGAUACGUCAAACAUCCUUUAUUAAAAUACAAGAGUAUGAUCGUGGUAAUGAAGAGGCCUUGAAAUUGCAGUUCAACAUACUUGUUCAGUUCUCCAUCGAGGAAUACAAGUUGUCAAAUUUGUUAGAGAAAGAAAGGAAAGAAUCUGAGAAUAAAUAG
Messenger RNA from Sclerotinia borealis F-4128, 552 nucleotides. Lineage: Eukaryota; Fungi; Ascomycota; Leotiomycetes; Helotiales; Sclerotiniaceae. The record is from the annotation of a GenBank genome assembly.